CUCUGUCGUCGUUAUAUUCGCCCCAUCAAUCCGGAAUGGUCAGACCUUGCUAAAAAGCAACUGAAGGGCAAAGACCCAGAAGUUCUUGUACACGAGAACUAUGAGGGGAUAAGUUACAAACCUGUCUACACAUCAGAAGAUACAGAAGGCUUGCGUAUUGAACUUCCAGGAAAGUUUCCUUUCACUCGUGGACCCUACCCUACCAUGUAUACACAGAAGCCUUGGACAAUUAGACAGUAUGCUGGAUUUUCCACAGUCGAAGAGAGCAACAAAUUCUACCGCGAUAACAUCAAGGCUGGAGUCCAAGGGUUGAGUGUUGCGUUCGAUCUCGCCACUCACCGCGGUACGUCUAAAUUUUCUAAUCUAGUCACUUCUUUAGGGUAUGAUUCAGAUAACCCACGAGUUCAUGGCGAUGUCGGUAUGGCUGGCGUUGCAAUCGAUAGUGUAAACGAUAUGGCUCGUCUGUUUGAUCAAAUUCCUUUGAAAAAUAUCAGCACUUCAAUGACUAUGAAUGGAGCCGUGCUACCAAUUUUGGCAAUGUUUAUUGUGGCUGCCGAAGAACAGGGUGCCAAACAAGCCGAACUGGCCGGGACGAUCCAGAACGAUAUUUUGAAGGAGUUUAUGGUCCGAAACACAUAUAUAUUCCCGCCUGCUCCAUCGAUGCGAAUAAUCAGUGACAUUUUCGCCUAUACUGCAAAAAACAUGCCCAAAUUUAACUCUAUUUCUAUCUCCGGCUACCACAUGCAAGAAGCUGGAGCGAAUGCGGUUCUUGAGAUGGCCUAUACCAUUGCUGACGGGAUCGACUACUGUCGCCUGGGAGUGGAACAUGCUGGACUAAAUAUUGACGCGUUUGCCCCACGUUUAUCCUUCUUUUGGGGGGUUGGCAUGAACUUCUACAUGGAAAUUGCCAAAAUGCGUGCUGCUCGCCGGCUUUGGGCCAAGUUAAUCAAAGAGAAAUUUGCUGCCAAGUCGCAGAAGUCUCUGUUGCUGCGUGCUCACAGUCAAACCUCCGGAUGGUCUCUCACGGAGCAGGACCCAUACAAUAACAUCAUUCGCACCACUAUUGAGGCUAUGGCCGCCGUGUUUGGGGGCACGCAGUCGUUACACACCAACUCCUUUGAUGAGGCUCUUGGUUUACCCACCAAGUUCUCCGCUCGAAUCGCUCGGAAUACACAGAUCAUCUUGCAAGAAGAGACUGCGAUCACCAAAGUCGCUGAUCCAUGGGCUGGAUCGUUCAUGAUGGAGUCCCUUACUGAUGAAAUUGAAGAGGCCGCAUUGAAAGAAAUAACAGAAAUCGAAUCUAUGGGUGGAAUGGCCAAAGCAAUUGAAGCUGGGAUUCCGAAGCUACGAAUCGAAGAAUGUGCUGCCAAGCGGCAAGCUGCUAUUGAUAGCGGUCAAGAAACUAUUGUGGGUGUCAAUAAAUAUCGGUUGGAAAAGGAGGAGCGGGUAGAGGUUCUGGUUGUGGACAAUACAAAAGUGCGCGAGUCGCAGAUUGCCAAGCUGAAACAACUUCGAGCCGAGCGUGAUAACAGUAAGGUCGAAACCUGUUUAGCUGCCAUCACAAGUGCAUGCGCCUCAGAUGAUCGCAGUCACAACUUACUUGCUCUCUCUAUUGAAGCGGCACGGGCCCGUUGUACAGUCGGUGAGAUCACAGAUGCAAUGUCCAAAGUGUACGGUCGGCAUAAGGCUGCAGAUCGCCUUGUCUCCGGAGCCUACCGGAGCCAGUUCUCCAAAUCCGAUGAACUGCAGUCUGUGAUGAAGGCGGUCGAAGAUUUUGCCGCCCACGAAGGUCGACGUCCUCGAAUUCUGGUGGCGAAACUCGGACAGGACGGCCAUGACCGUGGUGGCAAAGUUAUUGCUACCGGAUUUUCGGAUCUCGGUUUUGACGUCGAUGUCGGACCUCUAUUCUCGACUCCAAGUGAAGCUGCUCAACAGGCUGUAGAUGCAGAUGUUCAUGUGGUUGGCGUCAGUAGCCUGGCUGCCGGGCACAAGACUCUGGUUCCUGAGCUAGUCAAAGAGCUGUCCAAACUAGGCGGAAAAGAUAUUGUUGUGGUCGUUGGCGGAGUAAUCCCACCCCAAGACUACGAAUUCCUACUGGAAAAUGGGGUAGCCUGUGUCUUCGGACCAGGAACUCGUAUUCCAGAGGCUGCUGUGCAAGUCCUCGAAGCCAUAAAAAAACAGCAACAACGAAUAUAACCCUUCUGACCGAUCUGUUUCAUGACUUCCCACGAAGUUUUUUUUACCUAUAUGCGUUGAUUUACGAACUCUUCAUUUGCUGUUUAGAAGCAUUACUUAGAUGAUUCAACAUUCGUCGAAUUUUACUGCAGAUCAGACGCUGCACUCGUGCUUCCAUUUUCAUCCUUAAUCUCUUUUUUGCACUCCGAUUUCCAUCCACAAAUUGGUCUUUCUGUUUUGAAAUUACAGGAGCACUUAGUUGUUUGUCUUCAAU
This is a messenger RNA of Opisthorchis viverrini, 2449 nucleotides long. RefSeq lists its product as hypothetical. Gene Ontology annotation, molecular function: methylmalonyl-CoA mutase activity; metal ion binding; cobalamin binding. Lineage: Eukaryota; Metazoa; Platyhelminthes; Trematoda; Opisthorchiida; Opisthorchiidae. The annotation marks the transcript as partial. The transcript is spliced from 13 exons. The record is from RefSeq and is a predicted model, not a curated record. Gene Ontology annotation, cellular component: mitochondrion.